This is a messenger RNA of Bradysia coprophila, 2124 nucleotides long. RefSeq names its product lamin B receptor. Lineage: Eukaryota; Metazoa; Arthropoda; Insecta; Diptera; Sciaridae. Gene Ontology annotation, molecular function: Delta14-sterol reductase activity. The record is from RefSeq and is a predicted model, not a curated record. Gene Ontology annotation, biological process: cholesterol biosynthetic process. Gene Ontology annotation, cellular component: endoplasmic reticulum membrane; nuclear inner membrane.
UAGAUGCCAUUUUUUCCUAAACCAAGCCGCCAUACUUCAUACCAGAUUUUUAGCGUCAUCUCUUGUUUGUUAGUGAUUGUCUUUACUGAUUGUUUCAAAUUAUUGGGACCUGAAUCGAUAAAAUUGGAAUUCCCGAAAAUCGUCAAAGAUGGAACGCAGAGGUUCACGAGGUGUGACUAGUCGUAGAGUCGCCACUAAGUCACCACCAAGAAAUAAGUCACCGACAAGAAACAAGUCACCAGCACGAAAGUCCCCGGCAAGAAAAUCGCCAGCCAGAAAAAUCGAACCAAUUAAGGAAGAGCCUGCAACUAAAGCACGCAGAGGGCGUCCGAAAGCCGCGCCAAGUCAACCGAAAAGUGAAUCGCCCAAAAAUGAACUACGCAAGGCAUCGCUAUCGCCAAUUAAACAUGAAACGGGACGAUCCAGCGUACAUACGAAAUCGGUGACCACAACAACGUCCAGCAGUGUUAAAGUGUCGCAAAUUUCCAACGAAAGUGAUGACGAGGUCAAGCGUCUUAUUUCGAGAAGACUGAAUGCAGCAAGAGAAAAGCUUGAUGGCCUACGCUACACACCGACUCCGUCAGAAUUAUCCAGACAAUCAAGACAGUCACAAAGUCGUUCGAUGAGCCGAAGCGUUCUUGACGACGACGAUGAAUAUUCGGAUCGAGAAACUGAACCGAUACACGACGAGGAUCGGAAUAAGUACAGUUAUCGGCUGGAGACCAAAAGACCCACUACUUCACUUUGGGUUGGACUGUCGGUGUUGGUACUGAUUUUGUUGAUAUCGGCGGUCGGAUUCUACCUACCGUUUUCUUGCAAUCGAGAAGAAUGCGAUUUUUCGGUCGCUCGAUUAGCCAAGCUAAAAUGGUUGAAAACGUACGGAAACUGGGACGUGUCCAUCUACUAUCCUGCUUACAUUUUUGCCAUCUACUUGCUAUCGGCGAUUCCAAUCGGUCGCACGAUUCCACUGAAAAACGAAAGUCCAUCGAUCUCUUACAAUUUCAAUGGUUUGGCUCUGUCGGUGAUUGUUGGUGCAGCGGUUGCCAUUGCAGAAUAUCUCAAAUAUCCCGUCAUUCGUUUCAUUUACGGAAAUUACCAGCAAUUCUGCUGUGCUGCCAUUGCGUACGCGUUGAUUGUGGCUGGGUGGCGGUACGUCAUGAAUCGGAAUGUUCACAACGAAUAUACGUGGAACCCAUACGCGAAAAGCGGUAGCUUCUGGAAAGACUAUUUCGUUGGACGCGAAAUCAAUCCUCGAUGGUUGCUGUUCGACAUCAAAUUGAUUCACUAUCAUGCGGCUAUAAUUGCAACACUGCUGUUGAAUGGCAUUUUCAUCUAUCGCAAUUUGAAGUUCAGCGCAUUGCCGACAGAAAACGGAAACAUCACCCUGAACUGGACCGAAGCCAUCCUAUUCACGUACAACAAUGUAAAAUACGACCCGAUCGCAUUGUUGACUGCUUGCCUGGUAUUCUGGCACGCAUUGGAUCAACUCAUUUUCGAACACCACCUGGCAUCAUCGUUUUUCUUGCAAGGUGAAGGAGUCGGUGCAUUUUUGCUACUCCGGAACGCUCUAUACCCGUUUUUGAAUUCGUUGAUUGCUAAGUACGCAUGGGAGCAUAAAAUUGUCGGAGUGCCAGGGUGGGCCAUUUUCGUAACGGUCGCUGUGUUUACUAUUGGAUGGUUCAUUAAACGAGGAAGCUGUAAAAUCAAGUACGAGUUCAGAAUGGAUCCAACGAAUCCGAAGUUCUACCAUGCCGAUACAAUACAAACCCUCCAACACCGACGACUCCUCGUAUCCGCCUAUUGGGGCCUGAUCCGACAGCCGAACUACUUGGGCGAAAUCAUUUCAUAUCUUGCGCUGGCGAUUCCAUUGAUCUGGGGUUUCGCUUGGCCACCAUUGGUUGCCAUUUUAAUCAGUGUCGUCCAUUUAAUUUUACGCGGUAAACAAAUGUCCCACCGGAAUUUCAAUCGAUACAACAGCCAUUGGGCGCGGUAUUGUCAACGAGUUAAAUACAUUCUGAUACCGAAGGUGUUUUAACGCAUGUGAUGUGUCGUGUGGAUUUGUUUAAACAAAAAGGAAUUGAAGAGAAGAUGAAUGAAGAUACACCUUCGUGUAAGUAAAAGAAA